Messenger RNA from Peniophora sp. CBMAI 1063, 2121 nucleotides. NCBI's taxonomy places the organism in Eukaryota, Fungi, Basidiomycota, Agaricomycetes, Russulales, Peniophoraceae. The record is from the annotation of a GenBank genome assembly.
AUGUCGGAGACUUCUGACUUCAAACCGCUGCUACCGCAGAGCGUGGGCUAUGGCGUCGUUAUCGGCGUCGGGUUCUUCUUCGCAGCGCUUAUGCUCUGUUUGACCUUCCUACAAUCACGCUUCUCCGGCAUCUCGCCGUCAAAGGCCGAGGAGUUCAGUACCGCAUCAAGAAGUGUGAAGCCCGGUCUUGUCUGUUGUGGCAUUGUGAGCGCGUGGACCUGGUCCGCAACCCUUCUGCAAUCGAGUACUGCCGCGUACUCGUUCGGCGUGAGCGGCCCAUGGUGGUACGGAGUCGGCGGUACGAUCCAACUCGCCAUGUUCGGCAUGUGCGCUGCAAAGGUCAAGAUGAACGCGAACGGCGCGCAUACGUUCUUAGAGAUCGUCAAAGCACGUUUUGGGACCGGCGCACACUUGCUAUUCACCUUCUACGCCUUCGUCUGUGUCAUGAUCGUCAGCGGUUCCCUUCUACUGGGCGGCGCAGCUACCGUGAACGCCCUCACGGGCAUGAACGUCGACGCAGCAUGCAUGCUCCUCCCAAUCGGAAUCGCCGUCUACGUCGUCUUCGGCGGUCUCCGCGCGACAUUCGUGUGCGAUUGGUCGCACACCUGCAUCCUCUUCAUCAUCAUCUACCUCUUCAUCUUCAAGGCUUAUACCACCUCGGACCAGCUGGGCUCUAUCAGCAAGAUGUACGAUCUCUUGCAGAAGGCUGCUGUUGUGACGCCUGUAGAUGGGAAUCAAAACGGGAGCUAUCUGACCAUGAAGUCUAACCAAGGCUUGGUCUUUGGCGCGGCUACUAUCCUGAGUGGCUUUUCGGGCGUGUUCUGCGAUCAGGGUUACUGGCAACGCGCCAUCGCAAGCGCCCCGGAGACGACGACGAAGGCCUACAUGCUGGGCGGCCUCUCGUGGUUCUCCGUCCCAUGGGCAUUCGCAUCUUGCAUGGGUCUAGCUGCACGCGCUCUCCUCACGAACCCGAACUUUCCUACAUACCCCAACCCAUUGUCAGCCUCCCAAGCCAGCGCAGGUCUCGCUGCACCAGCUGCGGCCGCUACGAUGAUGGGCACUGGAGGUGCUGUUGCCGUAUUGCUCGUCGUCUUCAUGGCCGUCACGUCGGCUGCGAGCGCGGAGCUUAUUGCUGUUUCGAGUAUCUUUACAUACGACAUCUACAAGACGUAUUUCCGACCGAAGGCGACGGGACGCGAGUUGGUGAACGUCUCACACAUCGUCAUCUGCGUCUGGGCGAUCUGGAUCGGUAUCUGGGCAAUCAUCCUCAACAAAGCCGGCAUCGACCUCGGCUGGCUAUUCUACGUGCAAGGCGUCUUGCUCUCUCCGGCCGUCAUACCCAUCGCCCUCACGAUCUGCUGGAGCAAACUCACAACUGCGGGUGUCCUCUGUGGCUCGAUUGCAGGCGCGAUCCUGGGGAUGUUGGCGUGGAUGAUUGGGUGCUGGAAGAUAUAUGGCGCUAUCAACGUGCCGAACCUUGCUGAGCCGUACUCGGCUGUAUGCUCUGGUCUUACGGGGUUGCUGUUCUCUGGUCUCAUCACUGUCGGUGUGACCCUCAUUCGCCCGGACAACUACGACUUCCAAGGAACACGCAACAUCGCCAUCACGAAAGAAGACGACGGCGCCGAAUGGGAAUCGCAGUCCCGAUCGUCGCGCGGAGAUCCAGAAGCGCAAGACGCGGAGAAGGCUACUUCGCCGACUGAGAGCGAGAAAGUCAGCCUCGAUGACAGGGAGAGCGCCGACCGUGGGCGUAAAGGUGAUGACAAGGAGAAAGUGCAGACAACUGUCGUACCUGCACCUCCGGAUGCGGAUCCGAAGCAGGGGAUGGUGUAUAGUGACAAGGACCCGGAGAUGCGUAGGGCGAUGGAGGCCGUGUUCAAGCGGUCGUUGGUGUAUUCGGCGAUACUGACCUCUAUCGUCGUGAUCAUCGUUCCUAUUCCGAUGUUCUUCUCCCACUAUGUCUUCAGCGUAGGGUUCUACAAGUUCUGGGUGGCGUGUACCAUCAUCUGGGCUUUUGCAGCAGGAACCUUCUGCAUCCUGCUACCGCUAUACGAGUCUCGCGCCGAGAUGUGGAUAAUCGCGAACGGGGCGUAUCGACACUUCUUCCCGAGUAAAGCAUAG